AGACGCCGGUAACCGAGGGGACACAGGGCGGGCCUGCCUGAGUCCCGGUCCAGGCCACGCACAGGCCGGGCAGAUCGAGGGCGGCGCGGGGACCAGCACCAGGCCCACUGUCCGAAUUGCCGCACUGUUUGGUCCCGCGUCCCUGCCCAGUGCGGCGCCGCCCGGGGACUCCCGACUCCAGCGACUUGCCGAUCUCACCCCUGCGCGGGCCGGGCAGAGUGCUCAACUCCGGGCUGGAGAAUCCCGAGGAUCGGAAGUAGUAGGAAAGAAAGUCUCCCUGGCAGCGCCGGGCCAGCAUCGCCUAGGAACCGGCAGACUGGGGAGGCAGCGCCGCGCGUGGAGCGCUCGGCCAGGACAGCCCUCGGCGGGUCAGCUGGAGGCGGAGGGAGGCGCGGCAGCCCGGACUCGACGUCGACGCCCGCGCCGCCCGCGAUGGGAAGUGCCUUAUAAAGCCGCGGCUUGCGCGGCAGGACAGACUCCUGGCGGCGCCGCCCUGAGCGCGGACCGCACGCAGCCGCUCCAGAGAGUGCAGGGAGCCGGGGCAUAUCUGCGGGGCACCAACCUCGCCCCACAAGGACUCUUAACCGCCGUGUGGGGGUUCGACCGCGUCCUAAGAACACUCCCCUCCCCCCCCCCCCGAUCGCCACUGUCCGGAACCACUCUGCCCAGGCGGACCCCGGGUGGGGGCCGAGGGCGCCCCCGGCGGCAGGGGUAUGCGCGGUCCGCGGCAUGGCCUCGGCGGUGUUUGAGGGCACGUCGCUCGUGAACAUGUUCGUGCGCGGCUGCUGGGUGAACGGGAUCCGCCGGCUCAUCGUCAGCCGGCGCGGCGACGAGGAGGAGUUCUUCGAGAUCCGCACCGAGUGGUCGGACCGCAGCGUGCUCUACUUGCACCGCAGCUUCGCAGACCUGGGUCGCCUGUGCAAGCGCCUCCGCGACGCCUUCCCCGAGGACCGGCCCGAGCUGGCCCGCGCGCCGCUGCGGCAAGGACUGCUUGCCAUCAAGGAAGCACACGACAUAGAGACCAGGCUCAACGAGGUUGAGAAACUGCUCGAGACAGUCAUCAGCAUGCCGUGUAAGUAUUCUAGGUCAGAGGUUGUACUCACCUUCUUUGAAAGAUCGCCUCUGGACCAGGUGUUAAAAAAUGAUAAUGUCCAUAAAAUUCAACCCAGCUUUCAAAGUCCUGUCAAAAUAUCAGAAAUCAUGAGGUCCAAUGGAUUUUGUUUGGCAAACACAGAGACAAUAGUCAUUGACCACAGCGUACCCAAUGGGAAGGACCAGCUCCUGGACGCGGACUCCACUGAGCAUCUGUUCGAGAACGGCAGCGAGUUCACCGCAGAGCUGGAGGAUGGCGAUGACCCGGCAGCUUAUGUCACCAACUUGUCCUAUUACCACCUGGUUCCGUUUGAGACAGACAUUUUGGACUGAGCCUCCCAUCGGGCCUUCUCUGCCUCAAUCCUUGACUGCAUGUCCUCAUGAUGUCCACUGUGUGGCCCCAAGGGCCAUAGCUGCUGCUCAGCCUGGGCCUCCCAGGGUCCUGAAGUUCACCAGGCCUGGAUGUCCUGAAAGCGGAGGCACAGGGGGUUCUUGAUGUCCUCAGGCUGUCCUCAGGCUGACUCCAGCGACAGGAGGCCACACCUCCUGUACCUCUGAGAGGCCUUCUACCUGCCCUCAGCCUGCCAGCUUGCCUCUUCUCCUGGGACACACUGUUCCUGCAGGCCAAGCUUCCUCUUGUUCUCAUUGCCUACUUGAGGGGAGCAUUCCACUUGGUCACAUGGUUCUGACUCCCCACGUUUCUCUCAUGUGUCAAAAGGCACAAAGCAUUUCAAGAGGAUUUUUGAUCAGUCACCGAGAUCUGGACCACAAGGGCAGGGGAUAGUAAGUGACUCGGGGCUUCCCUGAGAUGUGUGGCUUUUGUUUGUUUGCUUCACAUCUCCUCCCUGGAAGCGGGGUUUGGGGUCAUCUGGAAGGAGUGUUCGCAAAGGGUCAGCCCUGAAGGGGAGGGGGCGCCGGCUUCAGGAAGGGGAGAGUGUGCACCGUAAAGUGCAUACGAACCCAGCAAGUUUUUCUCCAGAGAAGAGUUCCCUCUCUCUGCCAGCACCCGAGCUCUUCUGCCAGGCUGUGAUACUGUUACCACCACCGAGGGUGCUUGAAGUUCCUCCCCUGGUGCACUCAGUGGCAUAAUUGCCCUGAUGAAUCAGGAAGGAUGGGAUGGGGAGGAAGAGAAGCUUACAGCUUGGACCACAGGAAGGUCUGGGUCCUGCGAGCUCGCCUCCUCACUGUGUCUACUAACGACCAGCACUCGCUAAUGUAAAUAAUAGUAAAUUAUUGAAAAUUCUAAUUCUUUUACACAGUCUGUUUUUAAUCUAUUUUAAUUAAAUAAACUCUAUUGUUCUACUUUGA
Alexandromys fortis (reed vole) is the source of this 2400-nucleotide messenger RNA. RefSeq names its product PX domain containing 1 (gene Pxdc1). Gene Ontology annotation, molecular function: phosphatidylinositol binding. Lineage: Eukaryota; Metazoa; Chordata; Mammalia; Rodentia; Cricetidae. The coding region runs from base 730 to 1425 and encodes 231 amino acids. The record is from RefSeq and is a predicted model, not a curated record. The transcript has 5 exons.